This is a messenger RNA of Danaus plexippus (monarch butterfly), 1793 nucleotides long. RefSeq lists its product as uncharacterized. NCBI's taxonomy places the organism in Eukaryota, Metazoa, Arthropoda, Insecta, Lepidoptera, Nymphalidae. The record is from RefSeq and is a predicted model, not a curated record. The transcript has 4 exons. Bases 168 to 1787 code for a protein of 539 amino acids.
GUCCGCCAUGGUACCGCGCUCAGAGCGCAUGCGCACAGCGUUCGCGGCUUCGAUGACGCCGUCGCGACAUCCCUCUACAAAUAAUGUAAACAUUUUAUAAACAUACUAUAAUUAUAUAAUAAUGAAAUCAAUGAAAUGAGAAUAUACUGUGUUAGAAAGAAAUUAAAAUGUCACUUGGCGCGCGUAAAUUUAUUCGAGUGACAAAAAUAUUACUAGCCGGUGUGACUGUUUUCUGUGUGAGUUGGAUAGCUAGUGUUAAUGAAUGGCAUUCAGGAGCGUCGUGGACUCGGACUAUUGUACAAGAAAACAUGUCCACGAUGCGAACAAUUGUUGGCUAUUCAGAAGCCAAACAAGCCGAACUUGACAAACCCUCGCCCGUGUCUUGCAAACGACUUCCGGCAUUCGCAAAGAUACCGCACAUCAACCGCACUUGGUAUCCGGGCUACCAGACGUCAUCAUGGCAGAGAGUGGAAGGCACGUCUGUGUCUUUAUAUUCAGCGUACUACGACGAGAGGCUUCCGCAAAAAUAUAUACGAAUUCUGGCCAUGUUCCGCAGUCAGAAUGUAACAGGUGACGAACAAUUAUUCUGUCAGACGCGAUCAGCAGAUUCGAACGAAGAUUCAGUUGAGGUGGUUGCAGCAAAACCUUUGGAGAUAUGGUGGAAGGAUUGGGACAAUUCAUCCGCAGAUGUAGACACUCCUCAACUCCUGUCGUGCCCCCUGACGGAACCUUUGCGAGGAAGAUUUGUUGUGUCCAUUGUAACACAGCCUUGCGAUGAUCCAUCCAAUGGUUUCUACUUUGAAGCUAGAGAAUUUAAUAAAUAUAAAAGAAAUUUUACAAUAUGCGUCAAAGACGUUAGUUUCCAAAAAGACAUAUCUUAUGAUCUGAUCGAAUGGAUUGAAACCAACAGACUUCUAGGCGUCGAUAUUAUUGAUAUUUAUAUAGAUAGUUUAAACGAAACGAACGAGAAGGUCUUGUUGAAUUAUCGCUCCCAAGGCUUCGUCCGUCUGUAUCAAGUUCCUAUAAAAUAUAAGUCCGACAGAUCUCUGUGGCAGAGAAGGCGUGAUCAUAUCAUAACAUAUAAUGACUGUCUGUAUCGUAACAUUAUUGAGUCCAAAUUCAUUGUUCCACUUGACAUGGAUGAAAUACUAUUACCAAAAAUAUCACAUACGUGGCCGAAACUUAUAAAAAGACUGACAUACCAAGGCUUCAAUGUCAAACAGCACUCAGCUGUGAUAGUGCGUAACGUUUUCUUCUUCGAUUUCUUUCAAAUGAAUAGAUAUAAGAAUAAUAAAAGCACAAGCCCAAGUGAAGCGUACGUCAAACGUGAUGACGUCAGAAUCGCUGAUACAGAAUAUAAACCAUCCGACAUAGAUAUUAAUAACGAUAGCAUUAAGAAUAAAAUAAAUAUAAAACACCCGGACAAAUAUAGGACUGAAUGCGGAGUGGAAUUUUACCUACCUAAAUUGACGAGUCACAUUGUUAGUUCAGCAUUUAUUAGCCCUAUAGGACGAUACAGCAAAAGCAUCAUGGUUACAAAAAGAGUGCUGACAGCAUUUAAUCAUUACCCUUUAGCCAGCAUCGGUUCGUCCGGCAUCCCGGGAUGGGCGGCGCCCUUUAAAGAAGUGCAACUCAAUCAUUACAAGGAAUCAUGCAAUUCAACUAUAGUGGAGGACUGCGACUUGUACUCCAGGGGAACGAAACUCGAUCGCUCGGCUUUGAGAUUAAGUGAAAAGCUCCUGGAAGCCCUAUCAUCAGCGUUCUGCUCAAAAUUAAACAUUAUAUAAGCAAAA